AUGUCAACCCCGAAACAAUCACAACCAAAAAACCACCAAAUCUUCGACCCCUGGUCCUCCGCCUCAACAGGCCACCAACGUGCCGAUGGACCCACGCUCUCGCACACCAUCGUUUGGCGAGAUUCGAGGACGGAAAAGUUACGAAGGCAAUUCGUUUUUGGGGAUUGUAAUGCUGACUAUGAUGGACAGGGGAGGGGGGAGUGGGUGGUGCUGAACAAGGAGGAGAAGAGGGGGAAGGAAGGGAGGGAUAUUAGGGAUUUUAUGGGUGAUGUGCAGAAGAGGAAGAGGGAUGGUUUAUGUGAGAUGGGUGGGAAGUCGAAGUGUCUUCGAGGGGAUAUGUCCAAUACAUCCACGCAUAUGCCUGCGCCAACGCCAACGCCUACAUCUGCAUGUACAAGUACAUCUACACACGACGCGAACCGGGAUAUAUCUGUUACAAUUGCACAUACGGAUACAGAUACAGAUACAGGCACACCUACAGCUACAGCUACACAUGCAAAUGCAGCCACACCUGCGCCCGCAUCAACACCUGCAUCCACCACCCCGACAUCCAAAAAGAUACUCGCCGGAACAACAAUCUACCUCAACGGCUCGACAAUGCCGCUCAUUUCAGACCAUAAACUUAAACACCUUCUCGUGUCUCACGGCGCAAAGCUCUCGCUCGUCUUCGCUCGCUCAGUCACGCAUGUUAUCAUUGGAAAACCAAACACUGGUGCGAAUAAAGGAGCUGGUGCGGGAUUGGCGGCGGGAAAGUUGCAAAAGGAGAUUGAGAGGUGUGGAAGGGGGGUAAAGGUUGUGGGGGUUGAGUGGGCAAUCGAGAGUAUCAAAGCGGAAAAACAUCUAUCUGAAACGAAGUUUGCCAUAAGGUUGGGCAAACAGCCUUCUGUUCUUGGAAUGCUGAGAUGA
This is a messenger RNA of Aspergillus glaucus CBS 516.65, 906 nucleotides long. RefSeq lists its product as uncharacterized. Lineage: Eukaryota; Fungi; Ascomycota; Eurotiomycetes; Eurotiales; Aspergillaceae. The transcript is spliced from 2 exons. Bases 1 to 906 code for a protein of 301 amino acids. The record is from RefSeq and is a predicted model, not a curated record.